This is a messenger RNA of Alternaria arborescens, 1704 nucleotides long. Its product is annotated as Vacuolar fusion protein. The transcript has 2 exons. The record is from RefSeq and is a predicted model, not a curated record. Gene Ontology annotation, cellular component: fungal-type vacuole membrane; Mon1-Ccz1 complex. Bases 1 to 1704 code for a protein of 567 amino acids. NCBI's taxonomy places the organism in Eukaryota, Fungi, Ascomycota, Dothideomycetes, Pleosporales, Pleosporaceae. Gene Ontology annotation, biological process: vesicle-mediated transport; protein targeting to vacuole.
AUGGCCGAGACUGGGAACGCUGAGCCCCAGACGCCGAUCUCUGAGGGGCCCAGCUCGCCCACGACGCCGACGCAGAAGAGCAGCAAUGGUUCGGCCAAGUCGAUGACAGGGGAGCCGAUUGAGCAGCAGGACUUUGCCAAUCCGACGCUCAGUAUAAUACGAAGCUUCUCGCGCAGCACCUCUACAGGCUCGCUGGCGUCAAAAGAAGAAGCCCCGCCGCCGCUGCCACCACGACCCGGACUCGGUCUGCUUUCACGACCCUCGACGUCGCACUCUACAGCGCCCGGGAGACCACAGCUCCUUUCCAAAGCCACCACACAGCUGUCCGUGGCGAGAACACAGGCAUUUGCCACAGACGCCAAAGAUGAGUCGCCAACGUCCUCUGGGCCCAAGCCGCGCGACGUCCUGGGCGCAAACCUAGGCUCUCAUAACCUCAGCGACGCCGACGACAGCGCGAGCAUACGCAGUUAUGCGCCGACGAUAGAGGCAGCAGGGUACCAGGAGAGCAUACUGGGCGAAGUCAUGGGCCAGGUUGAAAAGUCGGAGCAAGAGAAGUCGCUGCUCAGGACAUUGGGUCACAAAUUCGUCGAUACCGAAGCGCAGAGCAUGUUUCCCCCAGAUCCGUAUUUCGAGGCAGCUUUCCAUCGCGAGUUUGACGACGUUGACGACAUGGCUAUGGACGGAUCGAACGAAGAAGCCGUGAUGCACCAGUGGCGCGCAAAGCUCAAGCAUUUCCUCAUCCUUUCGAGUGCCGGCAAACCUAUAUAUAGCCGACACGGCGACGACCAGCUCAUCACAAACUACAUCGGCGUCGUACAGACCAUCAUCUCCUUCUACCAAUCCACCAACGAUACAUUGAGAGGUUUCACAGCGGGACAUGUACGCUUCGUCGUCAUGUCAAAGGGCCCGCUCAACCUGGUCGCCAUCACACGGCUUCCAGAGAGCGACUCUCAGCUUCGGUCGCAGCUGGAGGCACUCUACAUGCAGAUCCUGUCCACCCUUACCCUUCCUAGUAUGGAGCGCAUGUUUGCUGCACGCGCCAAUUACGAUCUCCGUAGACCGCUGCAGGGCACGGAGACGCUACUAUCAGCGCUUGCAGAUGGCUUCACAAGAGGCUCACCAUCGACAUUGCUCUCCGCUCUCGAGUGUCUCAAGCUUCGCAAAUCCCACCGCACCACCAUCAACAACACCCUCUUGAAAACCCGCUCCGAUAACUUGCUCUACGGUCUCUUGGUAGCAUCCGGGAAGCUCGUGUCCGUUGUCCGACCCAAGAAACACAGUCUACACCCCGGCGACCUCCACCUGAUCUUCAACAUGCUCUUCGAAGCUGGCAGCGUCAAGGCUGGGGGUGGAGAAAACUGGAUCCCACUAUGCUUACCAGGCUUCAACAACACCGGUUACUUGUACAUGUACGUCAGCUUCCUCAACCUAGAACACCCAACGGAGCAGAUGCAAGAGCGACCUCGCACGAGCGACGGCGCGGACGAUGAGGUCGCGGUCCUCCUGAUUAGUGCGGAGAAGGAAAGCUUCUUCGAGCUUAGACGUAUGAGGGAUGAUUUAGUCGAGGUAGGCUCACCCGGUUUCCUUACACUCCUUUACAAAGUCUCCUUAAUGUCCAGGAUACCGGGAUGGUACAUCAGGACGCGUGGAUCGUUGGUCAAGUGGUCUCUCCGUGCCGUCCCACGACGUUGUCCCGUGCCUUGA